Trichophyton rubrum CBS 118892 is the source of this 1632-nucleotide messenger RNA. RefSeq lists its product as uncharacterized. The transcript has 4 exons. NCBI's taxonomy places the organism in Eukaryota, Fungi, Ascomycota, Eurotiomycetes, Onygenales, Arthrodermataceae. The record is from RefSeq and is a predicted model, not a curated record. Bases 1 to 1632 code for a protein of 543 amino acids.
AUGACAGCACGCAUAGAAAAAGUUCUAGCUUCCAAGGAUCCCGGCUUGACGGAUGAAAAUGACUGGGAGGAGUUCAGCUUGAAGGACGUCAAGGUCUACAUUCCAGGCAAGACGCGCUAUGCGAACAUCCUGUCUGCGUCAGAGGAUAACCCCUUGAUGGUUACCGGUCAGCUUGAGGAAGUUGAUGAAGGUCAAGAAUCUCUCGUUCUCGACGGCGACUACCUUCAAAAGCGCGUGGUCAUCCAAAAUGUGACGCACUAUGCAUAUGGGCAGGACGGCGAUGGUGGAGUUGGAAUCUGGGCAGCUGGUGAUGCGGGGUGGUUCUCGAUCUCUCCCGCGAAGGGCUACAAGCCUAUGUUCCAGGAGGUUGUUGAAGCUGUUGAUCUGCUAUAUUUCCUAGUUGACCAGUACCAGCCUAAGAAGCGGAAGGGAAAGAACCGGAAAAAAUUGACCUGGGAGUUCUUGCUGGAUGAGUAUACGCGGCACACACAUGGUGCCUGUGAGGACGCCGAAGAGUCGUUGGAGGUCUUCAACAAGCAUCAUGAAUUUCUCAUUCGACAAAUGGUUCAAGGGAAAGAGGACAUUGACUGGCCUAGCACUUUGGUGUAUUCUCACCUACGUGAAGAGUUUCCGGACUUGUUCAACGAUCCCCAUUCGGAGGAAGAUUCGAAAUCAGACGUAGUAAUGGAGAACUCCCAUCCUGCAGAUAACGCUGAAGAAAAUUCUCAGGCCAACGCCAUUUUCGAGAUUAUCCUGGAAAUGAAAGAUGCGGGACUGUUAGCUCAGCGGAAGUUACACUUGAAGAAUGUGGCCGAAGAAUUGCUGGAGAAAUACGAGAUGAGCUCUUUGGAGGAUGCAAUUAACCUGGUAAAUUCACGGGCCGGGAGUGUGAUAAAACUUAUGGAUGAAGCGCAGGGUACUGCCUCCUCAGAUUGGCAUCGAAGGGCAAUUUAUCGGCAACUGAAAGAAGCUACGGAGCUCGAAGAUAUCCCACCAGUUGGUGCAACGCCUCUUCGACCUCGACAGAAUGUAGACGUAUCCGAAUCGGGCCCAGAAUCAGAGGAGGACGAGGAGGACGAAGGUCGAGUAAAGAAGAAUCGAAAGCGGAGAAACCGCAAAUCAAUCCUCCGACCAAAGACAUCUGAAAAGGCGGGUAAACGAAACCGGGACUACGCCUCCGUGGACUCUGAAGAAGAGAUGGAGGAUAUUUUUGUUGCAGAGGACACACCAACCAAAGGAGGGGCGCAGUUGCUUCAUGAGUCCUCGCCUACGGAAAAUCAAGAUCAUCCAUAUUCUGAUGGAGAAACUAACAAAGAUGACAAGAACGGCACUGUAGUAGUGAACGGACAAAUUCCACCAGACACAUGGGUUUGCCCUGUUACCGGCUGUGGCAAGCAAAUACCGAGAGCUACAUUGAAGAGAUCGAAGGGAGCAAUCGAUGAUCAUAACCUCGUCCACGCGGAUGACACUCAGUCAAAACUUGAUUUGGUCUUUGCAGAGCAACGACUCAACGUCAAUGUCUCGGUUAACAACCUGUUAAGCCGUAUCCGCGAUUUAGGUGGUCCUACGCUUCCUAAUAUUAUGGGAGAUCCUAUUGAUCCUGAUCCGACACCCACAAAUAUGGACAUAUGA